CGGCGGUGACGCAACAUCCUGCUGUGUCUUUCUCGCAUCGAAGGUUCAAUUUUCGCUCGCAGAAAACUAUAGUUUCUGGAGGAAAAGGGUCUAAAGUGGGCCGAUUGUGACACGUGUCAGAGAUGCCGGGCCUCAGCUGUAGGUUUUAUCAGCACCGCUUCCCCGAGGUGGAGGACGUGGUGAUGGUGAACGUCCACUCUAUCGCUGAGAUGGGUGCGUAUGUGAGUCUCCUGGAGUACAACAACAUCGAGGGCAUGAUCCUGCUGAGCGAACUGUCCCGCAGACGCAUCCGCUCCAUCAACAAACUCAUCCGCAUCGGACGCAACGAGUGUGUGGUGGUCAUCAGAGUGGACAAAGAGAAGGGAUACAUUGAUUUGUCCAAGAGAAGAGUGUCUCCGGAAGAAGCCAUCAAGUGUGAGGAUAAAUUCACCAAAUCUAAAACCGUGUACAGUAUUUUACGGCAUGUGGCUGAAGUGUUGGAGUACACCAAGGACGAACAGCUGGAGAGUUUGUUCCAGCGAACCGCUUGGGUGUUUGACGAGAAGUACAAGAAACCUGGAUACGGCGCCUACGACGUCUUCAAGCAGGCCGUGUCUGAUCCCUCCAUCCUGGAUGGUUUGGAUCUUACGGAGGAGGAGAGGAACGUGCUCAUCGACAACAUCAACAGACGCCUCACUCCACAAGCGGUCAAAAUCAGAGCAGACAUUGAGGUGGCGUGUUAUGGAUAUGAAGGCAUUGAUGCUGUCAGAGACGCUCUGAAGGCGGGGCUUAACUGCUCCACAGAGGCCAUGCCAAUCAAGAUCAACCUGAUCGCACCGCCGCGAUACGUCAUGACCACCACCACACUGGAGCGCACCGAGGGUCUGUCAGUGCUCCACCAGGCCAUGACCGCCAUCAAGGAGCGCAUCGAGGAGAAGCGAGGAGUCUUCAAUGUCCAGAUGGAGCCCAAAGUGGUGACGGACACAGACGAGACCGAACUGCAGCGACAGCUCGAGCGUCUGGAGCGAGAGAACGCAGAGGUGGACGGAGACGACGACGCCGAGGAGAUGGAGGCCAAGACAGACGAGUAGUGCUUCAGAUGAACUGAUUUCAACUUUGACACAAACCUCACACUGAUGUUCUGAACCGGUGGCCUUUUAACCCUUCACAGCUAGGAUGAAUAUUAACAUUUCAGCUGUUUCACCAAUGCAGAGUGAAGACGGUAAGGAUCUCGCUCUGCUUCGAUCUCAGUAAGAAAUCUGGAAAGUUGUUGGACGCUUUGUAUUCUUUUGCAUCUGUAUUUAUUGACAUGCUGCAAAGCUACUGAUUGAGUGAACAUUUGAUUUAAAAUAUCUAGUCAAAAACAUACUUCAAUGAAACUUAAACGUUUUCAAAAUUGGUGUCUAAAUGACAUUUCAUUGUUUUGUUUUUUAUUUUUUACCUAAAAGGAAAUUUCUUAAAAAUUCUGAUUUAGGCAUUUUGAAUUAUUUUCAAAUGCAAAAUGAAUUAAUUCAAAUGUUUUUAGACAAAAUCUAGGUUUGGUCAAGGAGGGAGGAAAAAUUCCCAGCAAAUAUUUGUGAUUAUUGAUGAAUUAAAUCAGCAUCUCAUGUUGAUAA
Messenger RNA from Carassius auratus (goldfish), 1595 nucleotides. RefSeq names its product eukaryotic translation initiation factor 2 subunit 1-like. Gene Ontology annotation, cellular component: eukaryotic translation initiation factor 2 complex; eukaryotic 48S preinitiation complex. Gene Ontology annotation, molecular function: RNA binding; ribosome binding; translation initiation factor activity. The record is from RefSeq and is a predicted model, not a curated record. Gene Ontology annotation, biological process: translational initiation. The coding region runs from base 123 to 1070 and encodes 315 amino acids. The transcript has 8 exons. Lineage: Eukaryota; Metazoa; Chordata; Actinopteri; Cypriniformes; Cyprinidae.